GUGUGCGAGCCAGGCCGAGCGGCCUGGGCUUUGCGGGCGGUGCGGCGGGCCCGGCAGGUCGGGGUGCGCGGCAUUCCCGCGCAGCGCCUCGCGGGCCAAGGCGUUCCGGGGGGGCUCAGGCAUGUGACUUUCACCCUUGGACUCUUUCAAGGUAUUAAAAGUUACAGUGUGUAUCUGAGGUGGCAGUGUGAACAGAGGAAGUACUGGGACCUGUGAACACACCUGUCAGGAACCAAAACGUUAGAAAUGGAGCAGCAGUUCAUGUUGUGCAGUGAAGAGCAGGAACCCAGUCGAGCCCACGAUGAGGAUGCCGAGCUGAUCUUUGUAGGGGUUGAGCAUGUAAAUGAAGACGCUGAACUGAUAUUUGUUGGAAAGACUUCAAAUUCAAAACCUGCUAAUUCGAACAUUUUGAACAGAGUCACCCCAGGUUCACGUUUAAAAAGAAAGCGAAACAGCCUUAGAAAAGUGACUACUGAAAGGCUACAGCCCUCAAGCCCUGCAGCCCCCGCAUCAGAGACAGUGAUUGUCUUGCCGGCAUCUCCUGCCGAGUCAAGAUCGACAGAUAGUCCUAUUAUUAUUGAGCCUUUGUCUGAACCUGAUUAUAGAAGUAAUUCACCACAAGUUGUGCCUGGUAGCUCUUCAAAGGGUUCCCCUUUGGUUACAAUCUCAAGUUCAAAGCAUAGUCCAGUAAGAGCAGCACUUUCUGUAGGAGGUUGGAACGAAAGUUCUUCUGCAUUGAAGCGCCAUUCCACUUCUGAGGUGACUGUCAUUAACCCGCAGAAGCCUGAUUUUAUUAUAGAAAUUGUAGAAGAACAUUCUUCAGCAUCGUCCUCUUCUGGUACUUUCCAUACCUCAAAUCCUCAACCGAGUGCACCCUCCAGUGAUGUUCCCAAAUCAGUAAACCGUGUUGUGAAUGGAGCACCUCUCUCAGAGAACUCUAUCUACAUCAGCCCUACAAGUGUACACCCUCGCUAUGAAAAUGGGUUGGUGAAAGUGGGCUUUUCAAGUCCAGCGAGUCAAGGGACCUUUGAUCCCAAGAAAGGAAGUUUGACUUUGUCACUUAGUGACUUUUAUUAUGGUCAGCAUAAAGGAGAUGGGCAGCCAGAACAGAAGACUCACACAAUCUUCAAAUGCCCCAACUGUUUGAAAGCUCUCAAAAAUGUCAAAUUUAUGAACCACACCAAGCAUCAUUUGGAAUUUGAGAGGCAGGGGAAUGACGGCUGGGAGAACCAUACCACCUGCCAGCACUGCCAUCGGCAGUUCGCCUCUCCCAUCCAGCUGGAGUUCCACGUCGACCGUGUGCACAUCGCCCCUGACCCCACCAUGGUCUGCAAAAUCUGUGAAUUGUCGUUUGAAACAGAUCAAGUUCUUCUAGAGCACAUGAAGGACAAUCAUAAGCCCGGGGAAAUGCCCUAUGUGUGCCAGAUCUGUAACUACAGGUCGUCUGUCUUUGCUGAUGUGGAAACACAUUUUAGAAAGUGCCAUGUCAACACUAAGAACCUACUGUGUCCAUUUUGUCUUAAAAUUUUCAAAACCGGAACACCGUACAUGUGUCACUAUAGGGGGCACUGGGAAAGGAACGGUCACCAGUGUUCCAAAUGUCGGCUACAGUUUUUAACUUUCAAGGAAAAAAUGGAGCAUAAGACCCGGUGUCACCAAAUGUUUAAGAAACCUAAGCCGCUAGAAGGGUUGCCUCCCGAGACGAAGGUUGUUAUCCAGGUCUCGGUGGAUCCUGUUCAGUCAGAAUCUGGGAAAGUAGCAUCGGUCACUGUGAGCACAACUGACUGGGAACCGCCUUCCCCCCGAUCUCAAGGUAAACCUUCAAAAAGGUCCCAUUAAUUCAAAUCUAAGUCAGAACCCAGAACCCUUCAGAGAGAUGAGAGGACAGACUAUACAUUUCUUAUUCGUCAGGACCCAAGACUGAUGAAGAAAUGGACUCUUUUUUCUUUAAUUUUGUGAUAAUGCAGGGUUUUUGUUUGUUCGU
Molecule: messenger RNA, 1984 nt
Organism: Onychomys torridus (southern grasshopper mouse)
Lineage: Eukaryota; Metazoa; Chordata; Mammalia; Rodentia; Cricetidae
Product: zinc finger protein 280B-like
Exons: 3
Coding region: 247-1839 (530 amino acids)
Biological process (GO): regulation of DNA-templated transcription
Molecular function (GO): DNA-binding transcription factor activity, RNA polymerase II-specific; RNA polymerase II cis-regulatory region sequence-specific DNA binding
Source: RefSeq, a predicted model, not a curated record